GUUGUCGCCUAACAUUUCGAAUUUUCAAAUCUGUCGCUGCCACCCGUUUGCAGCGCUGCUUACGUUACGCCUUUGUUUUCACCCGUGUUUGUGCGUUUAUGUGCUUUGUUUUCAGGCAACGCAACGAAGGAGAGAAGUGUAAACAGCCUUAUGCAGCGAAAAUUACCACCACCGUGUAUACCAAUGCAUAUAUUGCGUGGAGUUUUUGUAUUUAUAAUUUUGGGUUGUCUCUUCUUGCUGGCAAUCGUACAAAUAAUUUUACGUCGAGCGAUGGCAAAAUAGAAAUUCGAAGUUAAAACCAAACGUCAGUACGUCGAGAGCGUUCAGCGAGUACAAGUCAUUCGUUUACAAUUCACUAGUGAACAAACAACAUAAAGUUUGCUAUUAAAUUACGAACGUACUCGAGUUGAAAAUAUUUCAAGUUGUAUUGAAAAUAUACAAGUGAAUAUAUAGAAUUGUGUUUUUCAAUAUUAUUUGCAAGAAUAUUUGCUGGAAAAUCGCGUAAAAGUGCCUUGAAAACUUGUGUACACACAGCAGUAAAGCACAAAAGCAACGAGUAAACUUUUUGACAUUUCGUGUUGUUGCUUAAUGAGAGCAGCGCAAGCAAAGAAGAGCGUAAAGCGCUACAGUGGAACUAAAAUUGUGUGCUUACAUUUGGAACGACCUGCAAGUGGGGGCGAUUUAUUGGGAAAAUAUUAAAAGAGCAAUAUUAUCUUAAAAAGCCUUUUGAAGUGAAAAUAAAUUUGUAGAAAAUCAAUAAGUGUUUCAUAAACAAUUUGCAGCAAACUCAAGUGACAAAGCUCAUAGCAGUGGGUGCAGGUUAGGUGGAGCCAUCCUAUACAACGAAACUGUACCCCAAAGUAUCGCACCACUUGAGGUGAGCAUUGCGUAGUGUGGAAGAAUCAGCGUAUAAAAAACAAAAGUGGGGAAAUCAACAAGUUUUGGCGCGAAAACUUUUGACAAGUACCACAAGUAUUUUGGCAUUGGAGACUGAAAAAUAGCAACAACACAACGUGAUUCAGGGAAUUGAAGAAAAACACACAGUGGAAUAAAACAACCUCCGUCAUUAUUGGCCAAGUGUGUAGGAAUUAUUCAAUUUUAUUUUGUGUAGCUUUGCAUAAUUAAACAAAAUAAGAAAAAAGUCGAAAAAAACAAACGCUGAUUUCAAGGUUACGUGUUGUUGCAAGCUUAUUGUUGGCAUAAUAAAUAAGCAACUCCAAGUCAAAAAAAAAAAACUUUAAAAACAAAGCAAUUGAAUUGCAAUAAGCAAAGGAAGUAAUUGCUAAAAGACUAACGCGUAGUGCAAUAAUUAAUAUUUCAACGACAGUUUUUCUACAAUUGUUUGUUAAGCAAUAUUUAACAAGUAUUAACAGUGAUGACUGCUGCACGUGUAAUAAAUCCAGUAAUUUUAACUGAAUUCUGUAAGCUGCGCGCUAGUCCGAGUGCAAUGGGACGCAAUAUGACCUGCAAUCGUCAGUUGAACCGCAUUAAGCGUGAUCUCUUUGGACCAGCCAACCCGGUGGAAACACAAAAAACAUUCGCCGAGGAAUUAGAUAAACAUCAAGACCGUGCUAUAAAGAAAUGGGGUUUUGACUUCCGCAACGGGUCGCCACUCAGCACAAAUACACAAUUCGUUUGGGAGCGUAUUUCCCAUCAGGAAUCCAAUCGUGCACCCGAAGUCUAUACACUAACGCGUGCUGCGCAUGUACGUCCCGUACCCGUGGUGCCGUCCAACACUGAUUUACUGAUGGACGAGCGUGCAGAACGUGAAAAUUACAUGAUAAACACAUCAACAUCGACCGACACAGAUUCCUGUGGCGAUUAUGACUCACAGGAUGAGUCGUUGGUGUUCAAAGUGCCCGAUACAGACAAUUGCAGCAGCAAAAAGCGUGCGCAUGAUGACAGCGCUGCUGGCAGAUCGCCACUGCGUAAGCGCCAACCGAAAAUUACAGAAUACAUGAAGGAGCGCAAACGCCUCGCCCAAACACCGAAAAAGGUCUCACCCGCUAAGCGUUCGCGCACCAGCUCCGGCAGCAGCAGCCACAGUACGCAUGCGUACAGCAUUAGCGCGCAUUUUUCACUGCAGCGAAGUUUACAGCGCAAUAAUUAAUGCGUGUCUUCAAGAUUUUCCAAAUCUUAAAUCUAUAUAUAAUUAGUAUAUAAUUAACUAUAUACAAAUCAUAAAUAUAUAUAUAUAUAAAUAAUUAGUUGUAGCUAACUAUACAAAUAUAUAUAAAUAGUCAUAAUUACUCAUAAAUGCAUUAAUAUAGAUAUACAUACAUUUCAUAUUGUAUAUUGAAUUGCGAACAUUUGUAAACUAGUUUCACCCAUUAGUUGUGUAAGUUAUUUUUUAAUUUAAGUUUUUUUUUUCAAUUUAAUUUUUUUGUUUUUUUUUUUCAAAUUUAAAAUUUGUUUAAAUUUUCUAAAUUUAAAAUUGUUAUAACAAUACUAAAUCACGCCAUAAACAUAGUUGAUACAUUGUUAAGUUAGCGCACAUCAAAUUCAAGCUGUCAAAAUGUACGGUUAUGUUCGAAGCUACAAGGUUGUAAAUUGUUUUUUUGACAUUUUGCCACAACUUCAACAUAACUGUGCUAUUUUUUCGAGCACUCGUAUCACUAACUAUUUGAAAUUUGAAAAUUUUUCUAAAUUUUUCUAAAUAUUUAAGCAAUUAAACGCAAAUUUAAUUGAAAUAACUGUAUAAAUAGACAGCUAAGUUUUGUAAGACGCACAAAGCAAUAGAAACUCAAUUUGAAAACGAAAAUAUUCACAAAAUUUAUUUUGUAAGUUGUACUAAAGUGGCAACACCUUUUUUAUACAAACAUAUUGUACAAUCUCAGAACAAAAACAAACAAAUUUACAAACAAAAAUCUAAACUACAAACAAAAUAUUGAACAAAUUAACAUUUACACUUACGCCAAAAUUUAAAAUUUAACUAAUAAGCUCUAGACCAUAUAAGCACCACAUCAUGAAUUGUAAAUAAUUUAAGUUUAAAAAUCUGGCAUUACACUUUUUAAAAUGUCAAAUUUCAACGCUCGUAUACAAAGUAUUCGAAGCAAAGCAAUAUUUGACAUUUUAAAAACCGUAAUGCAAGCUGUCAAAUACCAUUUAACGGUUGUAAAUCGCGCUCAGGCAUUGUCUGUGUGUGCAGAACAACAACGCUGAAUUUACCGCUUUUUUGUUUUUUUAUUGUAAAUACGAAAAAAGCGCCAACUUUUGCGUUGAAUGUGUUGAAAAAUUUCAAAAAAUUUUUCGAAAUGACGGUAAAAUGUAUUUUCGAAAGUUUGAAAAAUAUCGAAUUAACGGUAAAAUGUAAUUUGAAAGUUUUGAAAAUUCCAAAAAAAUUUCGGAAUAACGGUAAAAUAUUUCUUAUAAGCUUUGAAAGCUCCAAAAAAUUCGAAAUAACGGUAAAAUCUAGCUUGAAAGCUUUGCAAGUUUAAAAAAAAAUUUCAAAACUACGCUUUCAAAUUCCAAAACCAAACAAACAUAUACAAACAUUGCCUGACACGUGAUUUUCAAAAACUUUAAACAUUUACUUUUUCAAAAUCAUC
Molecule: messenger RNA, 3548 nt
Organism: Zeugodacus cucurbitae (melon fly)
Lineage: Eukaryota; Metazoa; Arthropoda; Insecta; Diptera; Tephritidae
Gene: dap
Product: cyclin-dependent kinase inhibitor 1B
Exons: 3
Coding region: 1376-2110 (244 amino acids)
Biological process (GO): regulation of cell cycle
Cellular component (GO): nucleus
Molecular function (GO): cyclin-dependent protein serine/threonine kinase inhibitor activity
Source: RefSeq, a predicted model, not a curated record